Molecule: messenger RNA, 945 nt
Organism: Sungouiella intermedia
Lineage: Eukaryota; Fungi; Ascomycota; Pichiomycetes; Serinales; Metschnikowiaceae
Source: the annotation of a GenBank genome assembly
AUGGGCGAAAGAGGUCCUGACCAGUGGUUGGACCAGAUCAAAAAAUGCAGCUCCUUGUCGGAAUCCGACAUGAAACAGCUCUGUGAGCUAGUCAAAGAACUCUUGAUGGAAGAGUCCAACAUUCAGCCGGUACAAUCGCCCGUUACCGUGUGUGGUGAUAUCCAUGGCCAGUUCCAUGAUUUGUUGGAGCUCUUCAAGGUCUCUGGAGGCUUGCCUGCCGAAGACAAUGCUACUAACUACAUAUUCUUGGGUGAUUACGUGGACAGAGGUUACUGCUCAUUGGAGACCUUCACGCUCCUCAUGGUGCUCAAGGUGAAAUACCCCAACCGCAUCACCUUAGUGCGAGGCAAUCAUGAAUCGCGCCAGAUUACCCAGGUAUAUGGUUUCUACGACGAGUGUUUGACCAAGUACGGUUCCACCACCGUCUGGAAGUAUUGUUGCCAGGUGUUUGAUUUCUUGACAUUAGCCGCCAUCAUCGACGGCAAAAUCUUGUGUGUGCAUGGCGGUUUGUCGCCCGAGAUUCGUAUGUUGGAUCAGAUCAGAGUGUUGAGCAGAGCACAAGAGGUUCCACAUGAAGGUGGCUUUUGCGACUUGGUGUGGUCCGACCCCGAUAAUAUUGACACAUGGGCCGUCUCCCCUAGAGGUGCGGGCUGGUUGUUUGGAUCGAAAGUCAGUCGAGAAUUCAACCACAUCAACAACUUGGAUUUGAUUGCAAGAGCACAUCAGUUAGUCAUGGAGGGUUUCCGAUACCAUUUCAAGGACAAGGAUGUGGUCACGGUGUGGUCCGCGCCCAACUAUUGCUACCGGUGCGGUAACGUCGCCAGUGUGAUGCAAGUGGGUAGUGAUUUGGACCCCAAAUUCAAGAUCUUCAGUGCCGUUCAAGAUGGCGACUUGGCGGCCAAAAACAACCCGCACAAGCUGCAGCGGAUCGACUACUUCUUGUAG